UGGAGAUCCCCAUGGAGGUAGCACCUGGCCACAGUUUGGGUGGGUUUUAUUAAUAUUUAUUCACCGUGAAACAGUGUAUUCCACCUCAGCCUGCGGGCCCGAGCCUCUCUCGGUCUUUACUGAGGUGAAACCUGUCCCGUUAUUACACACACACAGAAGCUGCAUGGCCCCGGUCCCGCCAUGGCUGUGAGGGGGCAGGGUCCCGGUGCCGGUUGCCGCCACGGCUGAGGGGGCAGGGUCCCGGUGCCGGUUCCCGCUCUGGCUGAGGGGGCAGGGUCCCGGUGCCGGUUCCCGCUCUGCCUGAGGGGGCAGGGUCCCGGUGCCGGAUCCCGCUCUGGCUGAGGGGGCAGGGGCCCGGUGCCGGUUCCCGCUCUGGCUGAGGGGCAGGGGCCCGGUGCCGGUUCCCGCUCUGGCUGAGGGGGCAGGGUCCCGGUGCCGGUUCCCGCUCUGGCUGAGGGGGCAGGGUCCCGGUGCCGGUUCCCGCCACGGCUGAGGGGACACAACCCCGGGUGCCGGUUCCCGCCGAGCCGCACUGCCCGCCGGGACUCGUAGUCCGCUCAGCUCCUUCUGGGAGCUGUAGUUGGGUGGCGCUGGCGCGUCCUUCCCUUCCUUUCCCUCACUCCCUCCGUCGGUCUGCGGGGCGAUGGCCGCCCGUUCCCUCAGGCGCUUCAGGACGGUCUUUUCCCUCAGCGGCGGGACGCGGGGCGGCAGUUUGUAUUUCAGGGAGUCCCCCUGUGUUUUCAGCACUGCAGCUCAGCAGAGAAGUACAGGAGACGAGUGUGGCCCAGAAGAUCCCCAUGAUGAGCCCAAGCAUCCCCUUUCUGACUGUGCCUUAGAGCACAAAGCCAUCAAAUUGGAAGAACAAGUCCGGGAUUUAACAGAGCGGUACCGGAAAGCCUUGGCAGAUUCUGAGAACGUCCGCAGGAGGACGCAGAAGUUUGUGGAAGAUGCCAAGCUCUUUGGGAUCCAGAGUUUCUGCAGGGACCUCGUGGAGGUAGCAGACAUCUUGGAGAAGACAACCGAGAGUGCCGCAGAGGAAGCAGAGCCCAGCAAUCCAAACCCAACCCUGCAGAAAAUCUGUGAAGGCCUUUCUCUCAUAGAGGCCAAAUUGCAAAGUGUAUUUGCCAAGCACGGCCUUCAGAAGAUGAACCCUGUUGGUGGCAAAUACGACCCGUACGACCACGAGAUCGUCUGCCACGUGCCAGCCGAGGGGCUGCAGCCGGGCACGAUAGCGCUGGUGACUCAGGAUGGCUACAAGCUGCACGGCCGCACCAUCAGACACGCGCUCGUCGGCGUGGCGGUCGAGUCGCAGGAGUGACCAGGGGACCCUACUGAGCUGAGGAGCCCUCGGCCACAGCUGCAGCUGCAUGUCUUUACUUAUUUAUUAAGCUAGGUUUGUAUUGUAUGUUGGCUUCUUUAUAACGUGUGUGGUCAUUUUGCCAUCGGUUCUAAGGUACUUGUAUAUUUAAGAGUCCUGUUGGUGUGAGGAGCAGUACUGGCAGCUCUGCUGUUUGUCAGAAGCGUGGCACUGUAGCCCCUCUCUCCAUUGCUCAUUUCUCCAUUAAGACUUGGUUGGGGAAGAGGGGAGAUGCGGGAGAGAAGGGGAAAUCCUCCAGGAGCCAAGGAAUCUCGUUCCAUCUCCAAGACAGACUCCUGCAGUGGCCUUCAGGAGAGUGACUUCCCCGCCUCAGUCCCCGUAUCUGCAUUAAGGGAAUAUAAUAAUACUGACCUACCUCACAGGGAUGUGUUGAGGCUUUUUCUUUGCAAAGCACUCGGAAGAGGAAAAGCCCAAAGGAAUGAGUAUUAUUAUCAUACUGGUUUUGGUGUCUUCCCUCAUCCCCAGACCUGCGUGGGGAUGAAGAUGAUCACUUGAAAUGACAUUUAAGGGCAGCUUUUUCUUAUGUCGCUUCAGGAAAACAAUCCCGAAGUAAUGAAAUCUCUGUCGUACCAGAGCUGAACAGGGAUGAGGUUUCAAAGAGAAUUCGGUUGUUAGCUCGGGCUAACCUGUAAUUUUUGUUCUCCAGGUAAAAUUUCAGCUUGCCUCCUUGUUCCUAAAGGUAGAACAGGGAGUAGUGCUGCUCGGUGGAGCCACAAAACCAUUCUCAAAUCUCUUUUCCUCCAACCAAAAAGUGUAUUUUAGAGGAGAGCAAUUUCUCUUCCCCGAUGGGUGUUUGUGCAGCUUUCAAGCAUGAUAAACUAUAUGUUCUUUGUUGCAGCUGCUGGCAAAAUGGAGAUGUGCCCUUAAGCAGGAAAUCUGGACUGUUUUGUUUUCACAGCUCUCCAAUGAUGGUACUCGGAUAACACUAACGCCCAGUUCACGUUCAGAUUCUACUUUUGCCUGGCCAUAGCAAAUAUUAAACCUUUUGGUUUUCGAUGCCAGGGGACAAAUAUUUUCUACUAAAAGUCUCAAGUGCCCUUGGACCAAUUUUAGCAGCGGUGACAAGAAAGCAGGAGGAGCAGAAGGCUGAGGAAGUGAAAGCUGACCUCAAGCCAUCCUCUUAGUUGGAGGCAUGUUGUUGUCACAGCGUGGCAUAUGUAUCUCCCGGUAGUCCUUUUGCCUGGGAGCCCAUUUGUCUCAGCUGAGAGAAUGCAGUUGCUGAGUAGGAUCACAAUUUAACCCUUUACAGCACAGCAAGCAGUAGAAUGAGAGAAGAGUUCUAUAAACCAGCCUGUGGUCUGCACUACACAAAGCUGAGGCAGGAAUGGUUGCUUUCAGAUUGUUUCUUACCAAUUCCUUCAUUCCUGCUUUUUAUACUUUGUGGAAGUGGAUCUGUGGCCUGGCAGUUAUUUGAGAUCCACUUGCCAAAACUCUCUGCUGAGGUGGAUGCCAUCACUGGUUUGGAAGGAAGCUUAUCCUUCUCCCAUUCCUUUGCAGGCUUCAGUUGCAUAAUCCUUUUGUGGUGGACUCCGGGAUUACUGCAGUCUUCAGUUAGCAGCUAUCAACAGUCUUUCACCUGGGGGGACUCUGCAGCUCCUUGGUUGUCAGGCCAGAAAAUUAAGGAAGAUGCCCACUUUUAAUAUGCUUUGUGCCAGCUAUGGGGGAGUGACACUGGAGCUGAGGUGUGGCUUUCUGCCUCACCUCAGGCAGGUACUUGAGAGUCCAGCCCCGAAACAGUGCCUCAUGGCAGCAUGAGGUCACCUCGGACAAACCCUUUGUUCAGUGCUCUUGUUUUAUCAUGUAGUUGGAAAUUUCAGAGAUACUCAGGACUUCCUGGUCAUUGUUUUGCCAGUCUAUGUGCUGCCUGGGUCACCAGGUUAUGCUGUUGCUCGAGACAACAGGUCAAAUAUGAAAGAUGGCAAUGCAAGUCUUGCUGUUCUGCCUCAAGACUGCCUGCAGCCUGUUCUGAGGAAACUCUGGCUUCAACUGGAAGGAGCAUUCGGGUUCUCUGCUGCCUCCAGCUCCUGCUGACUCUUUCUACAGAAUGAGGGGGAAGCUGGUUCUGGAAACUUAAUCUGAAUGUGAAACUUGAUGUAAAAGGAACUAAACAAAAGCAAAGGCAUUUUACCCAACAGGUAGCUUUCUGUUGCAGAUUGGCUUCAGCUUACUUGAGCCAGGUUUAAAAGUAGCCUGUGACCAGAAGCUCUGGGCUCCAAAUCAUCUUUAAACUGACCCACCUGACUGUGAGACUAUACUACAGCUGCUUGGUCCACCCUGGCACUGUUUGCCAAGCCUGCCUGUCUCCUCAGAUAGUAUUCUCCCAUUUUUGCCUUAAAGCAAUCCCCUACAAUGCACUCUAGACCCUCUGUCUGUACGAAGAGGUUCUUGAUUGAGCUCAUGUAUCCGGGCUCUGCUUUGGCUGCGGCGCUGUCGAGUGGCUACAGCAGGAAUCAGGGAUCCAGUUCCUGCAGUCUUUGUCACCCUCCCACAGGCCUUGUUUCCUUCUGGGCUGAGCUGUUUUCCCAGUUCAUGCCCCAGGUUUUUUUUCAGUCUAUGAAACUUCUACAGGAUCUUAUCAGGCUUUUGUGAUGGUUACUGUAAGCUGUGCCCGUUGCUCAGAGACUCUUUACAGAAGUUACCAAAGAGAUAAAUACUGUAGCUGUUGUUUGUCCUAGUUUCUGCUUCCUUUGAAUGGCAAAGUGAAAACGAAAUGACCAAACCUGGAUUCCGUCACAGAAUCCAAUCUUCUAAGGCAGAAUUUGAUUGUCUUGCCUUUCAAGCACACUUAGUGAUCUCUUUUGUGGUGGAUGAGAUAAUGUGAGGGUGGAUUGAAUUUCUCCUGUAGGUUCCUGCUCCCUCGCCUGCCCUGUUUGUGUAAAGCUUGCACACUCAGCACUGGGGCAGAGCCCCUGUUGGUGUGGUGCCCCUGCACUGUUACACCAGAGAGGAGACCAACCUCUGAGCUUUUUCUCUCCAGCCACUUUGUUCAACGACUGUUUAACAAAACAAAGGAUGGAAUAGCAGGGGAGAGGAAGCCUCACAUACCUCACUGUGCUUAAUUGAGCUGGAGCUGGGAGUGCAGACAAGUAGACAUACAUGGGUGUGAUGGUGGCACUGUCUCCUCAGCGUGGCAGUGCCUUCACUCUGACCAGGAGCCGUGCAGAAUGUGAAUGUUGCUUUGCCAACCUUGGAUUCUCAGUGCUUCAGCAGCAGAGCUUCUGUUGGAAGAGACAGCUGGGAUAAGGCAGUAGCUAUUAACAGUCCUUUCCUUUUUUUUUUCCUACCAAAAAGAUGUAUUUAAGUUUUUUAUUGUGAAUAUUGUAGUAUGUUUUUUACUUUAGAGCUCGAGCUGUUUUGAUACAAGUUGCAAAGUCAGAUGAACAAAGCAUUGCUGAGCUCCAGAAACGGGAGCCCUGUCAGUUCGUGGCAAACCUGCCUGUCUUGUAGUUUUUGUUGUGUUUCUAUGCUCUUGGUUUACCCAAAGGAUUCAGGCUAUACGGAAAAAAAAAGUGUGGGAGUGGCACAGGGAAUUGACAAUGGCAUCUGAGGUGGUGUUGAAAAGGGCUCAUUUCCUUUAGAUGUCCAGAUCCUGUCCGUUUGCUAAUUAAAAGAACCAACCGAA
This is a messenger RNA of Colius striatus (speckled mousebird), 5000 nucleotides long. RefSeq names its product GrpE like 2, mitochondrial (gene GRPEL2). Gene Ontology annotation, cellular component: PAM complex, Tim23 associated import motor. NCBI's taxonomy places the organism in Eukaryota, Metazoa, Chordata, Aves, Coliiformes, Coliidae. The transcript has 4 exons. Gene Ontology annotation, molecular function: adenyl-nucleotide exchange factor activity; protein-folding chaperone binding; protein homodimerization activity. Bases 644 to 1318 code for a protein of 224 amino acids. The record is from RefSeq and is a predicted model, not a curated record. Gene Ontology annotation, biological process: protein folding; protein import into mitochondrial matrix.